Messenger RNA from Cannabis sativa, 978 nucleotides. RefSeq names its product protein FAR1-RELATED SEQUENCE 4-like. Lineage: Eukaryota; Viridiplantae; Streptophyta; Magnoliopsida; Rosales; Cannabaceae. The record is from RefSeq and is a predicted model, not a curated record. Bases 1 to 978 code for a protein of 325 amino acids. Gene Ontology annotation, biological process: regulation of DNA-templated transcription. The transcript has 3 exons.
AUGAAUGACGAACACACUUAUGAAUUGGAAACCAUCAUAGCAGAGCUAAACAUCACAAAACCAGUGAAUGAGAUUGAAAUACAGGACGUGCUAGGCAAGAGUCUCGACAAACUAGAAAAAUGGGAAGCAUUCUACGAAAUGUACGCGAAACGGAUGGGUUUCGGCACAAGGAAAGACGAUGUACGACGUUCUAAUGGGGUCAUUAUAAUGCGGAGAGUUGUGUCCGAUGGGUUGCUUGCCCAAGUUAGGUCGAUGAACUCCGUAGGAAUUAAAACUGCCAACAUAAUGUCUCAUGUUGCUUUGCAAAGUGGAGGUUACGAGAAAAUGCCAUGUCAACUUCGAGAUGUGUACAACAGGGUUGCUGAGAAGGAUCCUAAUUUCUUCGUUGUCUAUCAGGUUGACGACGAGAAUCACUUGGCUAACUUAUUAUGGGCCGAUGGAAACUCACGCGUGGACUAUGUGGCUUUUGGGGAUGUACUAGGAUUUGAUACAACCUACAUGACAAAUGAGUACAAUAAGCCCCUCACUGUUCUCAUUGGCGUCAACCACCAUUUCAACACAUGCAUCUUCGGCUUUGCUCUCCUCCUCCACGAGAAGCUUCCAUCAUAUUCUUGGCUACUUCAAAAAUUUCUAGAAUGCCAUGGAGAUAAGAAGCCAAAUGUUGUAGUUACUGACCAAGAUGCGGCCAUGAAACAGGCUAUCGUUGAACACAUGCCCGAUGUUACGCACCGUCUCUGCGCUUGGCAUCUCAAUACAAAUGCUUCGAAAAAGGUUAAAGAUCUGAUCUUCUUAAAAACAUUUAAGGAUCUCAUGUACAACUACUACGAGGAGGAAGAAUUUGAAGCAAGAUGGUUAGACGUCAUCCAAACCCAACAACUAACAGAUAAUGAAUGGUGUCAAACAACAUUCGAGUCAAGACAACAAUGGGCAGAAACUUAUUUAAGGGGUUCAUUCGUUGUAGGAAUGAGAACCACAUAA